UGUAGUUUCAGUUUGUAUUUCGCGGGUGGUUCGUGUGUGCGCUCCGUUGUCGGUGUUUGGAAUUGAAUGUUUUUGAAACGGCGAUCGGGCGUUGUGCUCGCCGGUAUUUAUAAUAAAAUAAAAUCAAAAUUAAAUAGUAUAGUACCGUUGCAAGCUAUAAUUGGAAUGUGAGUGCCGGGUACCCUUGAGUUCUACGGAUCUCGUUGGAUUCUGCCUCCCACUGAGGCGCAACAGUUGUUUCGGAAUAAGAAUCUGUAUGGAAAUGAUAUCAGUGUGUGUUUUCAAAGAGUUAAACAAUAAGUUGGAUUUGUUAUUGGAAAGUACAAACACACAGCAGCACUACUCCCAUAGACACACACUCGAUGCGGCCGAGCCAACAAAUCCCCGACAAAUCUUAAACCAGUUUUAAGAUACAUAUUCUUGGUGUCAGUGUGUGCAUGUUGAUUUUUUCUGGCAUUGUUUUCGUUUUUAUAUUUCGUGCUGCUGGCUCUGCAUCUUUUUUGUGUACCCUUUUCGCUUGCCUCUGCCUCUAAUCGCGUUUCCAUUUUCUGGCCGCCGUCCAGAUCCGAGGUCUUGGUUUUGGUUUGGGUUUGGGUUCGUGGUCCGGCCGAGCAACAAGUACCCUGCCUAGUACCUAUACCUAUACCUAUAUCUAUACCCUUACCCAUACCCAUACCAAGUGCCAGCCCGCGUCUCGCUCCGUCUCCCACCUGAAAACCCGAAAAACACGGAAAGAAACGAGCUUAGAUUCUAACGAGAUCAGCACGCCAGUUGGUAACUCUGCCCCAAUUGGUCCAAUUUGACUGCUGUGUACGAGGCACCAUUAAAACUCCGGCGUAGAAUCGCACAAAUAAUUCCAAAAGACCACCAACAAAAGAGCUUCGAACAAUGUAACGACAACUUAAACGAUCUAAACACAAUCGAAAGGCGGAAAAUCAUCGUAUUGCCCAAAAAUAAAAUUGAACAGACCUCAGAAACCACUCCAGCGAAAUCAGCAGCAGCAUGUCUCACGGCUUGAUGUCGUGUGUGAGGGAAAACUCGCCGCCGCUGGAAUCGGAGUUGGAUGCCAGUGCGGGGGGACUAUUGUCAUUGCCGGAGACCCACACCCACGCCCACGGCCACGCAGUCACCUCAACGCCCAUCUCCAGUCCAGGAAACGAUGCCCACCAGUCCCCGACCGCCGAUCAACAAAACCAGCAACAGAAGCGUCGCCGAUUCCACCCGCUCCGCAACUUGCGUCGCAUUUUCCGGCGUCGCACCAUCAACAGCUCCGCGGAAAGUCCUGCGGCCUGUCAGUCGCCGGGACCCGGAUCCUGCAACACUUUGCCACCACCCGCCAGUAGCAGCAGUGAGAAGAACCUUCGCAGUGGGAUAGCCCUGCCGCCAGGAUCGCCUCUGAAUCCGCAACAGCUUACGGAGAGCUACCAGACCCAAUCGCUGCCCAAGUCAAAGUCCUACGGCUCCCAUCGCGAUGAACUGCUGAGCGUGCUCCUUGGCAAGAAGCGGGCCAGUAAACAGGACCACAGCCAGGUCGCUGGUCACUCCCAGCCCCAGUCCCAGUCGCAGUCCCAGUCGCAAUCUGAACAGGAAGUCAUGUUCCAGGCCCAGCGACAGCAUGGGGGCGUGGCCGUCUUCCCCGACGCCCUCGGUUUGAGCCGGAGCAGCUAUUUUGCGGAGCAUAGAAUCCAACAGCGUCAUAUGCGCAGCGUGGGCGACUCCUCACAGGAGCUGGAAUCCGGUUCCGGUUCGGGAUCAGGAUCGGGAUCGGCAUCGGGACCCAGUGGUGCCGCAGACAUUUCCGACAGCCAGCGCAGCCUCAGCGAGGGUCGUCUCCUGGAUGUGGACGGGGAUUACUCCCGAGACACCUUAUCCCAGUCCCAUGAUAGCGUCUUCUCCGAAUCAGCAACUGCCAGCAGUCUGUCCAUAGUACUCAAGCCUCGUCUGCGCUGUGAGGUCCGCCAAAUGAUCGACUUCAAGCAGAAUCCCUUCAAGAUGAAGUUGGGUGGCUCUUCCAUGGGGGAGAGUCGCCUGGGACGCAGCUGCCUGCGGGCUCGCUUUGUGUUCCGCUGGAAGAGCUGGGCGGAACUCACGGAUGUCCUGCGCAAGCGACGCAAUCGACCCGAUGCCUCCGACGAGGAUUUGGGUCUGCCCCGCAGUCCGGCAUCGCCACAACGCCGGGCAGCGGGUGGCACAAGCAGCAGCAGGAACACCUCCGGUGGGGGUCACCAGUCGCGCGGUCACCAGAGCGAGGUGUCCUCGCUCAGCCUGUUAAGUGUUAACAGUGCCGAGGCCGAAACGGAGGACAGCCAGAGCUCCCACCACCAGCAGCAACACCAGCGUCACCACUCGCGGGUGUCCACCAGUUCGUCCAUCUCGGUGGGCUCGGAUAUACUGCGAUCCCAUGCCGAGGACGAUGUGGAUGCCGUGGGCGGGGAACGCCAUCGCCUGUCGCAUGCGGCGGCCAAGCACAAGAUGGCCAUCAGGCCGGCCAAGAAGAAGGGUCCCACCAGGCAGCAUCGCAUGACCUUGGAGACCUCCAUUCCGGAGGCCAACGAAGAUGUCCUCAAGAUGAGUCCCGGACUGAGAGCUGUCCAUGAAGCAGACCUCAAGAGCAAGACGCGUUCGUUGCCACCGAAAACUCUGACUGCCAUUGCGCCCCCGGUCCAGGUGAUCGCCGCCAGCUCGGUGACCACCAAGCGAACCAAGACAAUCGAGCAGAGCUCCACUAUCACCACGGUGAUGAGCAAGAGCUCAGCCUCCGCCACAUCACAGAUGUUCGGACUUAAGAGUCCGACUCACAAAAGCAACACAUUGCUGGAGAAUCGCGGCGAGUCCUCCACGGACGGGGAUGACUUCCUGGCCAACGAGAGGGAACGGGAGAGCGAGAGUGGCUUCCUGCGGCGCCUCAUCCACCGCAACUCGAAGAGAUCCAUAGCCAGGGCCAACGAUGGCGUGGAGGACACGGACUCCAGCCAGAGCGUGGCCAAGAAGCUGCAGAUCUCGACCUCCUGCCUGGAGGCAGCUGCCCGGGAGUCGCUCCACGUGCCGGACAAGGCGCGCAGUGCCACCUCCCACGAGCAGCACGUCCAGGAGACGCGCCAGACGAUCAAGCGGGAGAUUCACCACGAGGGCAAGCACGGCCUGAACGCCAUGGUCAGCAACUACGGUGUCCAUCCGCAACCGCCCACAGCACUGAAGCCCAAAUCGGGCCCAGCUGCCAGGCAGCGUUACCUGCCCAAGGAACUGGGUGCUGCUCCGCCAGAGAAGACGAACGAUGUGACCAACCUGCUGUCAAAGAGCUCGCGGGGCAACGACACCUUUCAGUCCACCACUUUGGUGCGCGAGCAGCAGACCAAAGUGGAGAGCUCCACGCACUUCGAGCGCAAGCCGCGGAUUGUGGGCCUCAGUGCCUUCCAGCAGAAGCUGUCGCGCUCCAGCGACUCAGUGGGCCAGCACUCCAGCUCCUCCAACUCGUUGGAGACCAGCACGGACGAGCCCUCGCCACUGUACUACGAGGAGAAGCAGCGCAAGACGGUGGAGAAGUCGCGCAGCUUCCGCAACUACGAGGACGAGGCUGUGGACUCAGCGGCCGUGCACAACAACAUGCCGAGUCUGCCGGACCUGUCGCUCAGUUUCCGGCUGCCCGCCCACUACAAGCCCGGCACGCCCCAAUCGCCCUGUUCCCCCAUGUCGCCCAGUGCCAAGUGUGUGUCGCUGGGCUUCGAGAUCAACGACAACAAGCUGCUCCAGGCCCGAGCCGAAUCCGCGGGUCAGUUGCCCUCGGUGGCGAGGAGCUCGCCGCAAAAGCCCACCACCACAAAGCUAAUUGUGAGCAGUCCGGGAGCGGCGAAUAUCUCGCAGAUCGAGCAGAACAUAGACCUGAUAGUGAAGUCCCCGAUGGUGAACAUUCUGCGGAAGUCCGGCCAUGUGACGGAGAAGCUGCCCAAGGAGCCGUCCACUCCGCCCAAGCAGCGACCCAAGUUGCUGGAUCUGGGAGCCAAGGUGGCAGCUCCAGCGGCGCACGCAAGUCCCAGUCCGGCCAGCCCAUUGACCAAGAGUGCCAAGCUCUCCAGCAGUCCGCCUACCACUCCGGCCAAGGGCCAGAGCUCCGCCAGCGGCAGUCGCCGCAACUCCAGCAAUGUGGAGGCCACUGGCGAGCCGGAGUUCAUGAAGAUCCAGCUGAAUCGCGUGGACCAGGCGCGUCUGCACAACAAGACCAAUCACUUGGUGCUGGCCAAGAACCUGAAGUCGCCCAGCGAGCGAAGUCAGAGCAGCGAUGACCUCAGCUUCCGGCGGAACAGCGGCGAGAAUCUGGCGGGAAUUGAGAUUGUGGAGCAUCCGCAGCAGAAGCCUCCGAGUCCGGUGGUCAGGCCGACGAUCCUGGAGCCCAGUUUGAGCAGGCAGUUGCGAUCCGUGAGUGCCAAUAGUGUGAGGACGAGUUACGGCAGCAGCAGCGAAGGAUUGGCCACACCGGGAUUGGUCACACCGGCCACCACUCCGAGUACGCCCAAAAGCAAUGGCUUCGCCAAGGGUGUGCCCAGGGACGUUAAGGAGCACAGGGAGCAGCCCAGUCCCAGGGACUCCGGGAAGAGCAAUCGCCUUUCGCUGGAGGAUCGCAAGCGGUUGUUCCUCAGCGAGGAGCGUUCGAAGGUGGCGGAGCAGCGCAGGAAGUCGGUUACAAAGGCGGAUAGCUCUGCGCCACCCACUCCCACGGUGACGCCAGCCACACCCGCCAUUCCCCCCACUCCGGCCACGCCCACCACCGCGACCGAACUGGUCGAGGUCAAUGGCAACACCUCGCCCACCUCCAACCCCGUGGUGCUGCGCAAGAAAUCCUUUGCCAGCUGCAAUGGCAACCCAAGUCCCUCCAAGGACGAUCCCACGCCGGAGCUGAUGAAGGUCUUUGCCCGCCGUUCGCUGAAGGUCAAGGACGACGAUGUGGUGACCCUGGCACAGGUUCAAGGCUCCGCUCCCGCUCCAGUGACCACGGCCAAGAAGCUGCCGUCCAGCGGAGGCGGAGGUCAGAGCGUGGACAGCGACAAGGAGAACCAGUCGAACAGCGAGGAGAAGCUGGACAAGCUGGCGCCCAAAAGCGAGGCGCAGGUCAGCCAUCAUCCCAGCGGCAAUCGCAAUUCGGUGGCAGACUUCCGCAAUCUCAACAAUAACAUCAACAACAACAACAACAAUCAGCAGCAGCAGCAGCAGCAUCAGCACCAGAAGGUGCCGCCCAAGGUGGUCACCUAUCUGCCGCCCAUCAAGGUCAGCAAUCAAGGACGCAAUAGCCUGAACAACAACAUCAGCAACAACAAUGGCAGUGUAAGGCCCGCUGGCGAAAGGUUCUCGCUGCAACUGAAGCAGUUCAACCCGGCAGCAACUACUCCAACGUCUCCGGUGGCAGCAGCAGCAGCAACAACCAUUGCAGCAACGUGUGCAGCGGCAACAGCGGCAACAGCAGCAACAGCACCCAACAAACCCAUCGAGCGAUCAGCCACGGUUGGCGAGUUCAAGGGAAUCCACCAGAGACGCGCCGAGUGGGAGCAGCGGGCCAAGGAGGCGCUGAAAUAGAGGAUGGAGGAAUGGACCAGACUGUACCUAGCCUAGCUGCAAUCCAAGUGCUUUUGUCUAGUGAUGCGCUCUCCUUCAAGCGAACCCAUCCGAUUGGAAGGCAACAAAAUUACUAAGGGAAUUAUCAAAUUAUCAUUAUACAAUACACAUUAGCUAAAAACCUGUAAAGAAUCGCAAAAGAAAUCUAAGUUGAGGGUGCCGGACAAGGCGAGGUCAUCCAAAGACAAUAGCGGCCUGCUCGGUUCCGGCUCCCAAAACACUGUAGGCAAUAACUAUAUAACGAUCUUCAAAAAGUGACUAGCGUAUACUUAUUUUUAGACUAUCUGCGUAUCAUUUACAUAUUGAAAAUUAAGCUUCGUUUCGAAUUCGUUCUAUUGCAUGUCGAGAAAUGUUAUAAAAUAAACAAAGAAUGCAACUAACUCUUAACUGACAAAAAAAAUAAAAACUGUAAGGACUGUGAGUAUAAUUACGAGAAGCAAGGAGCCUGAUAUUCGAAGCAUCUGAUUUACGUUAAGUUGAUAUUUUGCAAGCUUUUAAUCGGUAGAAGAGAAUGAUUUUACUAACUAGGCUUAACUAUUAUUACUUUUUAGCAUCGUACCAAUUGUUUCAACAACUUUUUUAUUGCAUAAUCUAUGAUGUCUGCUGAGAUUACAGAUCCACGAAUUCAUAUUCAUACCCAAGUGUAUUUAAAACAUUGCGAUUGUACAAUUGUUGUUAAAGAGACAAGUUUGUAAAUGUACAUAAAACAAUAAACUAAUAAAUAUCCGAGUAAA
Molecule: messenger RNA, 6338 nt
Organism: Drosophila gunungcola (fruit fly)
Lineage: Eukaryota; Metazoa; Arthropoda; Insecta; Diptera; Drosophilidae
Exons: 8
Coding region: 1003-5565 (1520 amino acids)
Source: RefSeq, a predicted model, not a curated record